AGCUUACAGCAUAUUCUUCAGACAUUUUCUCAGAUGGAAUGGAACACUGGCCUGCGGAUGAACGACAGAAAACCUUACCUGUAAAAAAUCAGGGAAGGGGAUACAAAAGGCUUCAAGUUCACGACCCUCAGUAUUGGAAUCAUCCUUCUCUCGAUUAUGGAACCUUUGGUGGAGCGACUCUCGUGUCAUCAGACGGACGGUUAGCUUGGACAACUGUUGUCGAUACAUCUAAUGCUCGAAGAGUGACAUCAGUUGGGGCAGGGCGUUGCAUUUUCCCUGCCACUCGACCUAUGAAUCCGAUGCCAAGUCGUCUUGCGCAAUGGCGGCGAAUCGAGGAAGGACUCAACUUCGUUAGAACAUGUUUCCCUGACGCCGACUUCCCUAUGGAGCUCGUCAAGGCGGAAUUCCAGUCCGACGAGCGACAAAACCGAGCAUUGCAAGUCUACGAUCCUUUGAGAGGCAAUCUCAUUAGUAUCGUACCGUCUUCUAGCACCCCUCAGACAUCACUGGUUCUCUUUCCAGUGGGAGAAACCACCAGUGAUUUGAAUAUUUCAUUUAUAUCUGCUACUAAUUCCGACUCGACUUUUCACGCACCUGGUCGUGUUGCAUCCAAGUUCGAGACACCCAUUCUCCAGAUCUCAACCUCGAAUGGAUCAAAUUCACCUAUGAAGCGUGGUACAAAUACUGUUUUGGUCAGAACGCUCUCCGCGACAUCUCUGUUGAGCAUUGAAUCGGCGAAUGAAGGCACCCACUUCAAGGCCACGCGGGAGGUGGACAUCUUGUCGGAUGACGCAGGAGGCAAAAGCGUGGCAGAUGCCACAUUUUCACCCCAUGACUCCGAUAUCAUUGCUGUGAACACCUCUGGAGCACUUUACACCUGCAGUAUAUAUCAAGGAGCAAAAGCUGUGCGGCGCAUAGGGCCUAAUGAAGUCAAUAUUGAGAACACGAACGGGGACCGAUUUUGGAGGCUUCGUCCAUCUGACCAAGGCUACUUCCUGGCGUCAAGUAGUUUCAUUCAACAUCAUGAUUUCAGGUCGAGCCAGCCUGCUGUUGACCUAUUUUCCACUGGCCAGUCGGGCUCUGUUGUAACAUCUUUUGACUGGUUAGAGCGAGAACAUCUCCUCACCAUUUCGACGACCUCGGAGCUCAUAUGGAUGGAUAAUCGGUACCCGAAGAAAACACUUUUGAGCUCUAAGCACAACCGAGCGCAUGAUAGAUCGCUCAAUGUCAAAGUUGUACAGCUGGAUAGCGGCCCCCUGACUUUCCUAAGUUCGCUCAAAAAUGGACUCGUCACCAUUUAUGACGUGUCUCGAGGAAAUGACAAUCUGAUCCACUCCCAUUCCGUUCCAACGUUUUUACCCCACGACGGUGAUAUGGGUGCGCCUGACUCGGAAAGUGCAUUUUUUGUCCAGCCUGAUAGGUCCACCCUUUUGCUCUUGCGGCUCUCUGGACAAGGCAGCUUCCACUGCCAGGACUUUGCUGUAUGUCACAAUGGCAUAGACAUACUUCCAAGACAGACUAGUGGCACUAGCCACGAUUGGUCCGCUGAUGUGCAGAAACUAGCUCAAAGAGCAAAGGAGCUUCAGCCUCAAUACGGGCCACUGAGCGCAAGGCAUUUCUCUGAAUUCAACCUACGGACUGCGUAUCAGAAAAUUUUCAUUACGGGGAACGCGACUGAACAAACUGCCUCUGAGGGCGGACUUGCCGCCAUGACAGACAAGUCAUCUCAAUUUUGGCAAAGGACAGAGAACACUGACAAGGCAAUGUUGACCUUACAUGAUAUCUGCCUUUGCACUGAUGAGCCAGACGAGGCCUCUCGAGCGGACUUUCUCGCUGGCGGGAUCAUUAACUCGAAUCUUGGGUACAAAAAAUUCAUACACAACAAGCUGCCGGUCCAAGAAAUUGCGAGUGGUGCGGCGUGGUCUUGCGAUUUCAAGCAAUUUCUCAGCCGUAUGGGGCUUGGUCGCGUGGAUCAGUGGGAGGACAUGCACGGUGCUCUGGAGGCUCUCAAUUUGUCUUAUUCGGACGAUGCCUCUGGGUUAUUCGAGCAACAAGAGAAAGAGUCACGAGAGCAGCUUAUUCUCGAUUUGGCCCUUUCUAGCAUGGUGUUCUCAGCUCAGCCUGUUUCUAUGUCUGCUGCUCCAAUCCAAGCUGACGAUGUGGAGACUAUGUCUCUUGCCGCAAAAGCUCUGACACUUGACGAUGAACUUCCCGAGAUUCAGUUUGGCUACUUGCGUCCAUAUCUCAAGCUUGGUGUCGACCAUUACCCCAAUGCUUUCAAAGGGAAGGACGCUGUCGCAGAACCUGCACAGGAUGCGAAUAUUUCCACUCCACUGGGUGUACGAUUGUUGUUGAGGGAGUGGGAGGUUGGGAUGGACGUUGAGUCCUAUACAUAUUAUGAUCCAUAUAAUGCAGAAGGCGACAACAUUGUCGCUCCCUCCCGAAAACGGGCAUUCCCCACCGCCCUAGUGGCUACGCAAACGACGACUACAACAUCACAACGCCCUCCGCUGAUUGUUCCAGGCUUCGACCCUCGACCACCUCCCAUUCACAUUAUCCAGAGCCACUGGGGAAGGUCCGGCACCCAACCGCAAGGCUUCAAUUCACAGACUACAGAUAUUCAGAACGGGAAUUACCAUUACCCUGAACCUUCACAACCCUCUCAAGAGUUGAUGACGAGUACUCAAGUGUUGCCUGGACGUUAUGGUGGUCGAAAUGCUCCGACGAACAAAAAGCUUGUGAAGAAGAGGCUGGGUGGAUCACGCCCGGCCAUUCUCGACAUAGACUGGCAGAGGCACGAAACUGGACUUUUUGUCUGGUCCAGCAAGGAGAGCUAUGGAUGGAACAAGGUACGCCCCCCGCCAAUAAAUCCCUGGUUCAACAGGGAUGGUUUCAACGACGUUUUAAAGCGAAAUAAGCCAGUGGUCUGCGCCCUCUCGGCUAGCUACAUUUCAACAUUUGUUGGAUAUCCAUUGGAUUCCUUGAAGUCGAGACUACAGACCACCAAGACAAGGAUGCCAGUACUCAAGCUUGCUGGUACCGUCUAUCGGGAAGAGGGAGUAAAAGGCUUCUAUAGAGGUCUCUGGAUACCGCUUGUCACGAUUUCGUUUGUCCGUGCUGCUUCAUUCACGAUAUACAGUAGUACAAAAGAAUACUGUCGUAAAAACAACUAUUUUACAGGUGAUAGAGCUUCUCAUGCUGCCCUCGCGGGCGGUCUCAGUGGUGCAUUGUCUGGGUCGUUGAUCUCAUUUACGAGUGCACCCUUCGAACUUGUCAAGGUUCGAAGGCAAUUGGAAUACAGCAUAGCCGCAACUAAAGGCAUCCAAAUGGUUAAACCCCCAAACACUAUCGACGCUGUCCGAGAAAUCUUUCGAACUCACGGGCUGUCUGGGCUCUGGAUAGGGUUCCGUCUCCACUUUGUGCGAGAUACAGCUGGCACUGCUUUGUACUUUUUCGAAUAUGAUGCCAUGCGACAUCUAUUGGGCCGCCAGCGCUCGGGAGAGCAGGGACCAACACCAGCAUGGCUGCCGAUACCCACAUCCUUAAUUCCCUUCGUCUGUGGUUCGCUGGCCGGUGUGUCUUCAUGGGCAUUGAUAUAUCCCCUUGAUGUAGUAAAGACGAAAGUCCAGCAACGUGCUUUAGCUGGCACUCCUCCGAAAGGAGUAUGGGAAACUCUCCGUCGCCUCGUGCGCGGUCCGGAUCCUAAAGAUCCAAAGCCAGUGCUCGCUGGCAUAGCACGCAUAUAUCGCGGUCUCGGCGUCAGUGCAGUGCGGAGCAUCACGACGCACGGGCUCCUUUGGACAUUUUUCGAUAUCACGUCGCAUUAUAUCGACCAUCUACCCUGACUUGCAACGCGCUAUUAUCGGGAUCGCAUCUCACUUAGAGACAAGGCAUGUACUAUAGCAUCUGGUUUAGGGUUGCCUAGUCUAUUCACUAUAAUCAAUAUCAUCCGAGAUACUUAUCAGUCAAAUAUGUGCUAAAGGUGCUUGUGCGAUAUACAUACCAAGGUUAUGCUAAUUGCCUGCGCCUCGAGGCGCGCUGUUUGCCCCAUCGUAGAUGUGCACCAAAUCUGACAAGUGCCGUGCAAGUGAAUCGCCGGGGUAGCUCAGCUGGGAGAGCAACAGACUGAAGU
Molecule: messenger RNA, 4132 nt
Organism: Suillus clintonianus
Lineage: Eukaryota; Fungi; Basidiomycota; Agaricomycetes; Boletales; Suillaceae
Exons: 19
Coding region: 39-3845 (1268 amino acids)
Biological process (GO): transport
Molecular function (GO): protein binding; transmembrane transporter activity
Source: RefSeq, a predicted model, not a curated record